Molecule: messenger RNA, 456 nt
Organism: Cucumis melo (muskmelon)
Lineage: Eukaryota; Viridiplantae; Streptophyta; Magnoliopsida; Cucurbitales; Cucurbitaceae
Exons: 1
Coding region: 1-456 (151 amino acids)
Source: RefSeq, a predicted model, not a curated record
AUGGAGGAAUAUCCUUCUUUCCUUAUUCAAAAUAUAUUCCAGACUGUCAAGGAUGCAUAUGACUGCUUGACAAAGGCCAAUGACAAGGUCCAAGUCUACAUCUUGGCUAGUAUGUCUAACUUAUUGAGCAAGAAAAACGAGACCAUGGUCGCUGCUUGUCAGAUCAUGGACUUUCUCCUAGAGAUGUUUGGACAACCGUCCAUUCAGAUGAGGCAAGAGGAUAUUAAACACGUUUAUAAUGUACAUAUGAAUGAGGGUCAAUCUGUUAAGGAACAUGUUCUCGACAUGAUAGUUCACUUCAACAUAGUAGAAAUCAACGGAGCGGUCUUUGAUGAAAAGAGUCAAGUGUCCUUUAUCUUAAAAUCUCUUCCCAAGAGCUUCCUUCAAUUUCGCAGCAAUGUGAUAAUGAACAAGAUAGAGUAUAACAUGGCUACUGCUUGUUUGUGUCAAACUUAG